UUUCCUUUUAUUCACCCCCAACAAAUCGCUCAGUUCCACUUACCAAUCUCCUCUCCUUAAACCGGUCGAAUCUCGAUCCGACUUUGUGCGUGCUCUCUUCGUUUCACAACCCAAGUCUCAAAUUACAUUCUGUCCAUGGCUGGACCUGGUAGUUCGAUGCUGUAUUCUUUUCUUCUGUUCAUCGCAACACUCUCUUUGCAAGAAGUGUAUAGAGGGAAAUUAGCAUCUUCAGAAUUGUAUACCAUUCUUGGAGGGUUCACUAGUUCUCUCAUCUUCAUUUUGCUGCUAACGUUCAUUGGAAACUAUCAAGAAACAUGUGGUGUAAGGAGUGGAUGGGGUGCUGUUAUACUUGCAGAGGUAGUUGCUCUUAUUGCUGCUAGCACUGUUCAUCGAGUCUGCAUCACGACAUGCUUCUUGUUCUCAGCCGCAUUGCUUUAUGAGGUGAACAAACUCUCAGGGUUGAUGGUCUCUAGAAGUGAAUCUAGAGGCAAAAGGUACUAAUGUAAUUUUUGGCCUCCAAGACCUGGAUGGUUGGAGCCAUUUGCUUACGGUUGCACUUUUCAUAGUUAUUAUGUUAUAAGAAGUGAGACAAAUUAUACGAGAACUUGCAGAAUAAUACUUUAAACGAAAUCAUGAGGAUUUUCUAUUCACUGCAAUCUUGGUAAUUUGUAGGUUUACUGGACUUGAUUAUUUUAGUAGUUUUGUUGAGCAACUUAAAAGUUGACAUGA
Nicotiana tabacum (common tobacco) is the source of this 729-nucleotide messenger RNA. RefSeq lists its product as uncharacterized. The record is from RefSeq and is a predicted model, not a curated record. Lineage: Eukaryota; Viridiplantae; Streptophyta; Magnoliopsida; Solanales; Solanaceae. Gene Ontology annotation, biological process: protein N-linked glycosylation.